Messenger RNA from Erinaceus europaeus (western European hedgehog), 1947 nucleotides. It is a transcript of the gene MAPK11, whose product is annotated as mitogen-activated protein kinase 11. Gene Ontology annotation, molecular function: ATP binding; MAP kinase activity. Gene Ontology annotation, cellular component: nucleus; cytoplasm. The record is from RefSeq and is a predicted model, not a curated record. The coding region runs from base 175 to 1383 and encodes 402 amino acids. Gene Ontology annotation, biological process: intracellular signal transduction; protein phosphorylation. Lineage: Eukaryota; Metazoa; Chordata; Mammalia; Eulipotyphla; Erinaceidae. The transcript is spliced from 12 exons.
CAGCCCGCCGGUGUCCGGGAACCCCCGCCCCUCCUCGGCCGCCCGGCCUGGGAACCCCUCGCGGCUCCGCCCGCCGCCCCGCCCCGCCCCGCCGCUCCUCCUGGCUCGGCUCCGGCUCCGGCUCCGGCGCGGGGCGGGGGGCGCGGGGCGCGGGGGGUGCUGUCCGCUCCGAACAUGUCGGGGCCCCGCGCCGGCUUCUACCGCCAGGAGCUGAACAAGACGGUGUGGGAAGUCCCGCAGCGGCUGCAGGGGCUGAGGCCGGUGGGCUCCGGCGCUUACGGCUCCGUCUGCUCCGCAUAUGAUACAGGACUGCGCCAGAAAGUGGCGGUGAAGAAGCUGUCUCGCCCUUUCCAGUCGCUGAUACACGCACGGAGGACAUACCGUGAACUGCGGCUGCUCAAACACCUCAAGCAUGAGAACGUCAUCGGACUGCUGGACGUCUUCACGCCGGCUACCUCCAUCGAGAACUUCAGUGAAGUGUACCUGGUGACCACCCUGAUGGGUGCCGACCUGAACAACAUUGUCAAGUGCCAGGUGCUGAGUGAUGAGCAUGUCCAGUUCCUGGUUUACCAGCUGCUGCGAGGGCUGAAGUACAUCCACUCUGCAGGGAUCAUACACCGGGACCUGAAGCCCAGCAAUGUGGCAGUGAACGAGGACUGUGAGCUCAGGAUCCUCGACUUCGGGCUAGCGCGCCAGGCCGACGAAGAGAUGACGGGCUAUGUGGCUACCCGCUGGUACCGGGCGCCUGAGAUCAUGCUGAACUGGAUGCACUAUAACCAGACAGUGGACAUCUGGUCUGUGGGCUGCAUCAUGGCUGAACUGCUCCAGGGGAAGGCCCUCUUCCCUGGAAACGACUACAUUGACCAGCUGAAGCGCAUCAUGGAGGUGGUGGGCACCCCCAGCCCUGAGGUUCUGGCAAAGAUAUCCUCGGAGCAUGCCCGGACCUACAUCCAGUCUCUGCCACCCAUGCCCCAGAAGGACCUCAGGACCAUCUUUCACAGAGCCAACCCAUUGGCUGUGGACCUGCUAGAAAGAAUGCUGGUGCUGGACAGUGACCAGAGGGUCAGUGCAGCCGAGGCUCUGGCCCACGCCUACUUCAGCCAAUACCAUGACCCUGAUGAUGAGCCUGAGGCUGAGCCCUACGAUGAGAGUGUAGAGGCCAAGGAACGCACAGUGGAGGAGUGGAAGGGGUACCAAGAUCCUGCUGUGCACCCUGCUGGGGCUCAGGUGGCAAAGGGUCCACCACGUGAGCAGAAGCCUGGCUUCCUCCUGUGGUAUGGGAGCUGCUGCAGCUUUUGGAGGCCUGAGGGCCCGGCGCCAGCUGGAGGCUACAGUCUUGAGGAUGCUGAAGCAGGCAGAACAAAAUGUGAACUUGGACUCUGAUGCUUCUGCCCAGGACCUUAGCCCAGAGCUGAGAAAUCUCCACUGCUACCUCUGGCGCUGGCUGAGCUUCAGUGCUCUGGUCCGGGGUUGACACUCACCCUCCCUCUUUCCAGAAAGGAGCUAGCCUAACACCUCUGGAUAGGACCCGCGGGAGAUGGAGAGGGGUGGUAUUAUUAGACGCUCCUUCAGGGAUGGGGUGGGGACCUUUCAGUUCAUAGCACCCGGGGAGGUCUGGAUGUCAAGUGCCUGCACCAGAGUUAUGCAAUAAAGGGGGGGUUCCUUCUGGCUCAGCUCCUGUCCCAGGCUGCACCUACAGCCUGGAGGGGAGACUGGAUCUCCAUGCAUCACCUCCCAGCUGGCCUGACCUCACCUGAUCCCUGCACUGACCAGGCUCCCUGUGCCUCUGUCAUGAAAGCAGCCAACUUCAGCACUAUGCUGCCAGCACCCAGAAGACAGAUGGUGUGUGUGUACAUGUCCUCAUCCGGGCCAUCAGGCUCUUGGAGUGAUGAGUGAUGGACACUCACUGAGCCCUGCUGGACAGUCACUGAACAAGCUUCUGAUUCA